Messenger RNA from Nylanderia fulva, 2506 nucleotides. Lineage: Eukaryota; Metazoa; Arthropoda; Insecta; Hymenoptera; Formicidae. The record is from RefSeq and is a predicted model, not a curated record.
AUGGACGUAUCGCCGAAAAAUUCGCACGAACAGUGCUUCUCCCAAGAAAAAGAGGAAAUCUCGAAGAACAUUGAUUCAUCUGUGGGGAAAAAUCAAAAUGAAAAUAUCGAAAAUGCAACAUACAUUCCGUAUCGUAACUUGAUCUCGAGUUCAGCGUCGAUUAGUCAUAUCGGGAAGAAAAUAUCUGACAGAAAGACGGAGGUGGCUUUAUUGAAGCAAGAACCAGCUGGUCGUCAGCUGAUCGAGCUGAGUGACAGCGAUUCCAAAAUGAUGCUGCGACAACAAUUUGCAGGAAUGGCAGAGAGUGAAUCCAAUUUGCAGCACGACGGGUCGCAUUAUGAAAAUAUGGAAAUUCUACGAAAAUUACCGCCUGAUACGGUCGUGAUAAGACAGGAAACGAGGACGAGCAGGGAGGAUAGCGAUUGCAGAGAAUUGAUAGAAACAAACAGCAGUGGAAGCAGCUCGACUUCCGGUUGCAUAGCUGCUAAAGCAAAAAGAUUUAUCCGGGCCAGGAAAAAAACUCGUGAUAUUGUAGAAGUGAGACGAAAUCCCAUGCGGGUAUCCAAGAAGAACAAGGAAUUUCCUCCAUCAAAACAGCGAUUAUUAGUCAACAGUAGGAAAGAAAUUUGCGCAAAUUAUGAAUCCGCUAAACAUAUUAAAUCAGUCACGAUGCCAUACAUGAAAACCAGAUCCGUCACGCGAAAAAUGUAUACUGUGGGUGCAACUUAUCAGGCACCUACCAAAAAAGAUGAGACCGAAUGGAAAGAAUGGCCUGCGCAUGGAAUGCACGAAAGACCAGUUUUUCAUCCCCAAGCUGGUCUGGCAGUGGAGUACCUAGGAAGAUAUUUCACCAGCCUCGACGGAUUCUCCCUCUGCGAGAUAAUCGACGAGCCGGAAAUCGAAGUGGUCGCGGUCGAUCCACAUCGCGAUCGACGGGCCUCUUCCGCCGAGAAGAAGCCGAAGAGAAGGACGAGGGUGAAAGGCAGAGGUUCGUCAAACCCCAAAGUUACAUGGAACGCUUACUUCUCCGGGGGAGACACCUCUUUCGAGACGUGCAUGCACGGAAGUCUUCACUGCGUGCUCGGUUAUUGCUCGCAAGUGAUGGCCCCAGUUUAUAAGCAAGCGGUGGAGGAGCAGCUGAAGUUGACAGGUCCCGCAUUUGCGGAAGCACCGGCAAGGAUGGCAAAUUUCAAGCCUAACCAAACCGCGAGUUCCUCCGAAACGGCAAAAUUGAUCGAAGCCAUCGCUGUAGCUCGGAAUAAAAAUAUUCCGAACCGUCGAAGACCCGUCGCGACUUGUCCCUCGUCUUCGGCAACGUUUACACCGGAAGCACAAAACAGCUCAAAAAUGAUUCCGCAGAGCGGAGAGACAAUCGGAAUGAAUUUGAAACGGAUCCUGCGAGACGCCUCGUGCAGCUCCUUGAUCCUGCUGAGGAAUUCGGAGAAAGCCAGCUGCGAAGACUCCUCAGCGAAGGACAGCUUCGGACCAGCGAAGUUGGAAGACGUCAAGACACCAAGUGAGGUGUCGUCGAUCUAUAAGAACCUGGUUUUUGCCGGCAAACCGGUUUUGGAACACGAGAAAUCGUCGACGACGAAUAAUCUGUACACCUUGAAGAGAUAUUCCGCGAAUACGACGAAGAAGACCUUUCUGGAGGACCAGUUGGAGAACGAGAAGACUGCCCAGGUCGUGAAAGAGAGCCACAAAGGCAGAAGCUAUGAUAAAAUGAGGAUUGUUAGAGAAUCGGCUGAUGAAGUCCUGAUGAUGAAGAACAGUACGAACGAGACUUCGGAGAUCGCCAGAAUUCUGUCGGAAUACAACAGUGAUACGUUGAGGAAGUCCGCGUCACACAAUCGGAUUUACGAUUCGAGUGCCAACAAAGCUUUGCCGAAGAACAUCUGGCAGAAAGGUGCAAUAACAGCGGAGGAAAAUCCAAACUUCGUGAUUCCGGAUGGAAAUUCGGACCUCGAUCUCACGCAGGAAAAGUGGAAGAGAUACAAUUCGAUCUUAGGGGAAAAGAUCAGAAACAGUGAACUCCCUAGGAGUGUUCAAAAUAGCCAAAACAGCUGUUCGAUGUCAUCGGACCAGUUCCCUCUCGUUGAUCGGCAAAUGAGCUUAAACAAAUACAUAAGAGAGAAGUCCGCUGCUAAAUCUUGCAAGGAGCGCAAAAUUGUUGUGACUGAAGCAAAACUGGAGCAGAAAGGAACCUCGUUCGAAGACGAAAUCAUGUCGACUACGGAACCAUUGCAAGAAUUACUAGAAAAUACUGCAAUUUUGUAUUGUGCUGCUACUGGGAUUCACCAAGAUGAUCUGUCAAAUUAUAUUGACACUCUUGACAGCAAGCAGAGCAUUCAGUGGCUGGAGAGCUGGAAUAACUCCGUCGUGUAAAACGUUGAAGAUAAAAUAAUCUUUUACUAUAUGCGCGUUAUGUUGAAUUUAAAGUUAUGUUUACUUAUUAUAAAGAAUUUUUUUUAUCUACAAGAUAAUUUCGUAGAGCAGUUUACACACU